Messenger RNA from Desarmillaria tabescens, 666 nucleotides. RefSeq names its product translation protein SH3-like domain-containing protein. Gene Ontology annotation, biological process: ribosomal large subunit biogenesis; cytoplasmic translation. The record is from RefSeq and is a predicted model, not a curated record. Gene Ontology annotation, molecular function: structural constituent of ribosome; RNA binding. The coding region runs from base 57 to 464 and encodes 135 amino acids. Gene Ontology annotation, cellular component: ribosome; cytosolic large ribosomal subunit. The transcript is spliced from 5 exons. Lineage: Eukaryota; Fungi; Basidiomycota; Agaricomycetes; Agaricales; Physalacriaceae.
CUCUCCUCAACGCCGCCUUCGACCUCAAGACCUCAAGAACGCCGUCGUCGCCCUCCAUGAAAUUCUCUGCAGACGUCUCAUCCUCGCGGCGUAAGGCCCGCAAGGCUCACUUCGAUGCGCCCUCAUCUAUUCGCCGAAAGAUUAUGUCCUCUGCUCUCUCUAAGGAGCUCCGCGGCAAGCACAACGCUCGUUCGCUACCCGUUCGCAAGGACGACGAAGUUCGCAUUGUUCGUGGCAAGUACAAGGGACGGGAGGGAAAGGUGACACAGGUGUACCGCAAGAAGUGGGUUAUCCACGUUGACCGUGUACAACGGGACAAGUCCAAUGGUGCCUCUGCCCCCAUCGGUAUCCACCCCAGCAAUGUGGUCAUCACGACCAUCAAGAUGGAUAAGGACAGGCGCGCAAUCUUGGACCGCAAGGACAGGAAGAAAAAUACGUCAACGGAUGUUGAGAUGGUGGAUUAAUUCAUUCCUUAGCUGUCGUCUCUUUCAUAUCUACGUCGACGUACAAAAACCAUCCAUGUAUCUAUGCACCUGCGAAGAUAUGCCCAUGACAACCGUCUUAUAUUAAGUGAAGAUCCGUUCGAAGACAUUCCCAGAAGUUUCAAUUUUGGUUUUGUGAAUUUGAUUGUGUGCCAUUUUAAUUGGGGAUCUAGAGCAUUUGGCG